AGUGAUUUUGUUGCCAGGGGGAGGACUAUACCAGUGGGAUUUUCCCAAUCAAUGUGGAUUUCUGGAAGUUACAUGAUGACAAUGAUGAUAAUGAUGAUGAUGAUGAUGAUGAUGAUGAUGAUGAUGAUUAUGAUUAUGAUGAAUAGACUACAACAGUACAACUGACAGCAGCAGCAAAUGUAGUAGCAGCAGGAAUGGUAGUAGAAGUAUACAGUAUAACAAAUGAAAUUAUGUAACAGCAGUAGCAUCAGUAAUAUUUCUGUUACUAUAAGUAAAAGUUGUGAUGUGAUAGCUACAUCAGUGGCAGCAACAGUACUAGUUAAAUGUGCGGGCCAAGUAUCUCUUAGCCAAAUGUAUUAUUUCCUGGUUAGUUUUUUGUUGGUCUGGUCUGCUGCAGUUCUCUCCAGUGCUGGCUACAGCUGCCUGCUGCUGCUGUUCUGCUUUCAACCUCUGGAGAGAGCUAACAUUCACUGUUGAACCUGGUAUCCGGCGUGCAGUACGAGCCGGGGGAAUGAGUGGGGCUCGCAGAAUGCAAGAGUUAAAAUACUUCAGGGAUGGAGCUACGUUGGUGAUUUCAUUGGAUGGUUUAAAUUGGCUUACUAAAAGGAGAUGCAGUGACAAAGGAAUCAAGAAAAGGAAUGAAGAGCUCCAGCUGUUGAUAUCCUCAGGUCAGAUGAUCCAGGCCGAUGAAGAGCUGCAGGCGAUCACCUGCAUCCUGGAUCGAAGAGGAAGUGCAGCCCCUCAGUUAUGGAGGAACAGCGACUGCAGAUCGAGCUUGGUAACGCGGCCUCCGCCCUUCUCUACCUCCCCUCGACAUCGUUGUAUUCCGCAGGAGUCCCCACAUCAUUCAACGCUCACUUCUUUAGCUUCUUUUGUCUCAGAGCGCCCAAAGGAGGCCCCGUGGACAAGACUUAUUUUAAAUAUGCAGGACAUUUUCAGUUUGAUCAAAAAGGAUUUAAACAUUAUCACUCACCAGGACACUGUUACAACAGAUCAGCAAAAUAGGUUCAUAAUUUUUUGUGAUGAGAACAUACCACUACAACGUUUUGGUGACAUUUGCUACACUGAGGAUUGUGGGACAUCGAAGGGGGAUAGUGGUUGGCAUAUCAGCGAUAACAACUCCACUGCCCGCGGUCGCAACACCAACAACUCUAAUGGGAAUCAACAUGAACUGGUUAUCAGAGACAAUUUUAACAACCUUAAAAUUCUUCAGAAAUCCUGUCAAAUCUACAACGCUCCAGGAGUAUUGUCUGGGAGGGACACAAAUCUAAAAAAGAGGAAGAGUGUGUCCUUUAAUGAUGAUGUCAUGGUCUACCUGUUUGAUCAGGAGAGUCCCACCGUGGAGCUGCACUCUGAGGCCUGCACAUCUCUGCCAGAUGUCACAUUAGAAGACAGUGGCUUGGAGUGGGAGGAUGAAUUCUCAGCUUUGGAGAAGAACUGCCAUUUUCAGUGUGUCAGACACUCUCAGCAAUACCCCCUUUCCCUGCCGACACAGGCCAGCACUGCUCUGUCCCGGCGUUUCUUUCUGUCCCAAACCUGCCUGUUCCUCACCCAUGUCACUGAGUCAGACCUUGAGCUGUGAGAUAAAGGCAAGACAGCCAGCCUUGGACCUAAUGGAAAAACUGACUAAUCGUCCAGAUCUCAUCCUCUUCACAUCUAACUCAUCUCCCCACCUCCCUCCUCUUUUAUGAUGAGUCAGGGAUUUUAAUGGCCUUUUUCUUCCCUCUCUGGUCAAAUGGAUUCAAAGCACCUGCCGUUCAUGACAUCACAGCCACGCAGGACUGUGUGACAGUGCAUUCAGCUUUCACAGUUGUUUGUAUGACAAGAUCACAGGCUAUGAUGUGUUACACGACCAGCUGCAAACCUCUGUGGAAGCUGCUUUUCAUGCCAUUGGAUCUGAGCUGUGAAAUAGAAACAUAAAUGUUGUCAAUUCUAAUAAACUUAAUUUAAUAAAUUGUCAUCUUUGUCUGAA
This is a messenger RNA of Perca fluviatilis (European perch), 1972 nucleotides long. RefSeq lists its product as uncharacterized. The coding region runs from base 512 to 1582 and encodes 356 amino acids. The record is from RefSeq and is a predicted model, not a curated record. The transcript has 7 exons. Lineage: Eukaryota; Metazoa; Chordata; Actinopteri; Perciformes; Percidae.